Messenger RNA from Dunckerocampus dactyliophorus (ringed pipefish), 2829 nucleotides. RefSeq names its product opa interacting protein 5 (gene oip5). The coding region runs from base 1274 to 1873 and encodes 199 amino acids. Gene Ontology annotation, biological process: CENP-A containing chromatin assembly; chromosome segregation. The record is from RefSeq and is a predicted model, not a curated record. The transcript is spliced from 5 exons. NCBI's taxonomy places the organism in Eukaryota, Metazoa, Chordata, Actinopteri, Syngnathiformes, Syngnathidae. Gene Ontology annotation, cellular component: chromatin; chromosome, centromeric region; nucleus.
GCGUGAAUGGAAGCUAGUGGGGUUAGCUUAGCUUUAGCAGAGCAUGGUAGUGCGGCUGCGUGAGGUUGUGUUUACACCGCGUUUGUUGCUUUGCCGCUUGUUUAUGCAAACGAGUGUGUUACCAUGCCCGUUCUGAGUGAAACAAGGACGAGCGGCGCCUUUAUUCUUGCUCUAUUAACUGUCAACAAGCAACACACUUCUGGCCUUCAAAAUAAGAGCGCUGAUCGCCACUUAAUAUAUCAUUUUGUAAACGACAUAAGGGUGGCAUGAAAACAAUUUUUGCUUAAUAGUACAAUUGGAAUUGCAUUGGUGACAAAGUCUCCCUUAACCACAAUCACGGGCAUUAGUUUGUUGAGGAUUUGCACACAUUGCUACACGUGUGCAUUAGCUGACGUCCCAUUAGAAAAGUUAGCAAAGCUGCAUCCCUUUCUAAAAUACCGGGCACAUGCUUGAUUCAAAGUCCUUAGAAAAAGUCAAAGACAGAAAGACCUGAUCCUCUUGUGUACCUUCAGCUCCUGCACGGUCUCCAUGUUCCUCCUCUUCCUCUGCAUAUAGGCAUCGAUGGACUCCAUCUUGUUAAAAUGGGCCUGGUGGAGCUUUUUGAAGUCUGCACAACGUUUAGAACAGUGGUGUCAAACCCGUGCCACGCAGUGACGAGACGCUGCAGGUUUUCUUUCCAGGUGAUUUGAGCGAUCAACAACUCCUUCAAUUGGCAGGACGGAGGUCAUCCGCUCAAUCACCUGCUGGAGAAACGCGUUGGAGAGAAAACCCGCCGGGUCUCAGCCCUCCGCCGACACACAUGCUUUAGAAAAAUGGAACGUAGACUUGCGUGACGGGACAGGAGCAGACGUGGAAGGAAUGGGGGACCUACUGGGAGUGACGGGUUUCAAGGGCCUCCUCUUCGUCGGGUCCCCUUUCAAACGAGGGAUCUUACCAGCCUUGGAAGGCGGGUGGCGGCGGAACUAAAAGGACAAUUCAGCAACAACAAAUAGGAUUGGAACGAGCGGUCCCCACGGUUGCGUCGCGGGUUGCGCCGCAUGGUUGCUGACCUCCUUGGUGGUUGGUGUCCUGCUGCAGUUGGCCAUCUGUGUCCGUCAGCACAACAACACGCUCGCUCUCUGCCGCCUCCGUCUUGGUGGGGGAAGACACUCGUCUCCUCUUGUGGACAUGCUGGGGUGGACUGGCUGAGGCCACUUCACUGACCCCCUUAGAGGGAUAACAGGAAUACGACAUACACUUCCGGUUUCCUUCCCGGACUCCGUGCACAGACGACAUGGAGUUUAACGAGUCUGUCCUAGCAGAACGCACCGGCCAAGAUAAGACGGUCGGCGAGAAGGAGCGCAGACGAUGGACGAGCUUCCAUUGCAAACAUUGUAACACGGUGCUGGGGGACUCCCUCGCUGUGUGCGGAGAGUUCCCGUGCUUGGACGCCAUCUUGAGUCUCCGAGUCACCAGUGAUGUGCUGCUUAGUAGUGACAUGGAGUGUGGACAUAAAGGAGACAUGGCUCACUGCAUCUUCAGCAGCGUGAGGUGCGGCGAGUGUGGCGUCACGGUGGGCAAGGUCAUCCACGCUGCUCCUCCUCGCUUGGCGAUGCUGCGCUCCUUGUUUCUGCUCCACAAAGCUAGCAUCAGAUGUUACACGCUGGGCAGUAGCUCCAUGGUGAGAGCAUCGUCCAUCUCUUUUGACCUGAUGCCUCUCGGCGAUGAGCUCAGCAAGGUAGAAGAUGGCAUCGGCAGCCGUGCCAAAGCCGCAUGCAUCACUUUACGUUUCUCGUCUCGUCUGCAGCUGAGGAAGCAGUUUGAGGCCGACUUUGAUCACGUGACUCAAAUCAAAAGCUGCCUGGAGGACAACGCCAACGUCAGCCGCCGGUAGAGCGCCACCGCUGCCCCUUGUUUGUCUUUUAUUCCUGUUUUCAUUCAGUCAUCGUUGCUAGCAACACUCGCAUAGCUAGCUGUGUGUGCUCGAGCGCUAACACGGUGCUCACUGAAGAGCAGUUCAACAUCAUCAGCGCCGUUGCUGAAGAAAAAGUCAUUGACCAAACCGACGCCUCCCACGUCUGCAGCAGACAGACGGGCAGUUGGCAGAGCUUUACGUUAGGAUGUGUAGCGAAGCCUGCUGUUUAUAAAGUGGUGGGCACAUACACCAGGGAGACUCAUGGAGGUGGGGGCGGGCCAGAGCCGCUACCACGUCCGUGACGGACGAGGAGAGUUCACUCUGUGCAUGGCUUUCAGGACCAUGGUGCAUUUUUUUCCAUGGAACAGCGGCACGAGCAGAGUGAGCCCUGUCGUCACACAGAGCGCACAAGAGUGCAGCCUCCUUAGGAGCAAUGCAAGGCUAGCACAAGUCCUACAUUUACAACUUUUUCCUCUCAUGAAUUAAAUUUUUUGUUCCUCAGAAAUUAACGAGAAAAAAAUUGUAAUAUCACCUUUGACCAAGGCCAAAGGUCACAUAAGUCCCCCGUUUUCAUGGCAGUCUCAGGCAUGAGAGUAUUAAAACAAUCUUGAGAUUUCGAACAUAAAGCUGUAAAUGUACGAGAAUAAAAGUAACUUUACGUAACAGGCAUUGCCUGAGACAGCUAUGAAAAGGGAGUACUUGUGUGGAGGGGGUGGGGUAAGGAAGGCGAAGUGCGAUGAUGCUAACCCGUGCUAAUGUGUUUGUGCUCAACUGUUGUGUUUUGCUGCCACGUUGUAAAUAAAAGCUUGCCUGACGUGAGAGGAAAGAUUCCUUCCUUCCUGAAGACCUCGACACUUUAUUCUCAUCAUUUUGCGACUUUAUUCUGGUAAAUUUACCACUUUUAUUCUCCAAAAUUUUUUUCAGAAAUUAGCUUU